Molecule: messenger RNA, 2512 nt
Organism: Cercospora beticola
Lineage: Eukaryota; Fungi; Ascomycota; Dothideomycetes; Mycosphaerellales; Mycosphaerellaceae
Biological process (GO): proline transport; amino acid transmembrane transport
Cellular component (GO): fungal-type vacuole membrane
Molecular function (GO): L-glutamine transmembrane transporter activity
Source: RefSeq, a predicted model, not a curated record
ACUAGCUCUGAAGAUAAGCCCAUGGCGUCCCGACCGUCUACUAAUCUGCACAUGCAGCCCUCUUCUCCACUUCCAAUUACUUUAUCAUCCCAGAGUGGUGCGCAGUGAGGAUCCCGCCUGAAAUUUCCCAUUGCCCACCUGCUCCUUCAUCCGCGCCACAGCCAUUGGGCGUGAUACAAGAGAGCUUCAACAGCUCUUCCCCCUCCCCGGGCUCCUACUGCUAACUACCGCUGGGCGUAGGUGCGGAGGACUCCUGCGAUCACAGACGCGAUGCCUGCACAGCGAGGCCAGUUGCCCUCCAGCUGGCAGGCGUACGAACGCGGACGAGCUGGCUCGGCAGAUUCUACCGUGAGCAGAGUGCAGUUCGACGAGUCGGCCGAGGAGCACCACCACGCCGCUUCCAAUGGCAGCCACAUCCCCUCAGCGUACGACAGCGAUGGACAUCAUGUGCGGCGGCGGAGGUCGUCCAUUGGUAUGGCCGUGGACGCCAUCACGCAGGCGGGCGGAGUGAACUCCAUUGGCAACUUCGCACGAUCAUGGCAGCGUGCAGUCGGCUUUCACGAAGUCACUCCGGUGCGGCAGAGCUUCGUGUACGCGAGGGACGACGAAGAUGAGGAGGGAGAUGAGGAAGAGUCGGAUACGACACCAACCGCCCCAUCCUACCACCGAUCACUGCUCAGACAGCAGCUCGAACAGCGAGAUGGAGGAGCCGUGGACGAUGCCAUUGAUGAUGGGACGGAUGACCGGACACCUACAGCAGAACUGAACCGGACACUGUCCAAGACUACAAGAGGUUCAACGACAGCUGCUACCGAAGACCAGCCACUUCUUCAAAAGAUCAACUCGCGGACUCCAGCGGACGAUAGCAUAUUCAUGAUCGAGCCCCAGCUCGCCUCGCCCUUUGGUGGCAGCUAUGGCAGUACCUGGGGCUCGCUCUCAUCACGAGUCAACGAGUCUUCCAUGCGACAUGCAGGUCGUCUUUUCCGCCAACAGCAGUUGAGAGGAUCAAUGAUGCCGGAUAAGGAACGGGAGCCACUGAUGGUCAAAAAAGUCCAAGAGGACGACGGCAAGGUCGUGCAGGUCAUCGUGGGCCAGUCCACCCUACCCCAGACCAUCUUCAAUAGUGUGAAUGUGCUCAUUGGGGUGGGCCUGCUCGCACUUCCUCUGGCGAUGAAGUACGCUGGUUGGAUUCCUGGUCUCAUCUUCUUUGGCUUCGCAGGAGCCUCGACAUGUUACACUGCCAAGUUACUCGCCAAGUGCGCAGAUAUCGAUAACAGUCUGAUCACCUUUGCCGACCUUGCAUACGUCUCGUUUGGGCCGUGGGCCCGAAUUGGCACAUCGAUCCUGUUCUCACUCGAGCUCGUGGCUGCAUGCGUUGCGCUAGUCGUCCUCUUUGCCGACUCGCUCGAUGCUUUGAUCCCGGUAGAUGGCCUAGGAUUGACGGAAUGGAAGAUCGCCUGCGGAGUCAUCCUCGUUCCACUAAGCUUCCUCCCUCUUCGCCUGCUGUCCUUCACCAGCAUUCUCGGGAUUCUUUCUUGCUUUGGCAUUGUUCUUGCUGUCUUGAUCGAUGGACUCAUCAAGCCGGACACUCCAGGCUCUCUGCGACAACCAGCAACAACAUACCUUUUCCCAGCGAACUGGGGUAGCCUACCAAUCGCCUUUGGAAUUCUCAUGUCCCCAUGGGGUGGCCACAGUGUCUUUCCCAACAUUUACCGCGACAUGAGACAUCCCUACAAAUACCGCCGAGGCGUCAACAUCACCUACAUCUUCACCUUCGGCCUCGACCUCCUCAUGGCAGUGGUAGGCCUCCUCAUGUUCGGCGAUGAUGUCAAGGACGAAAUCACCCGCAACAUUCUCGAGAUGGAUUCGGGCUACCCAGCAUUCUUCUCCGUCUUCAUCGUUGUCUGCGUGGCCAUCAUCCCUCUCACCAAAGUCCCACUCAAUGCCCGGCCUAUCGUCUCCACCCUUGAACUCUUCCUUGGCCUCGACGCACGAAGUAUGGGCGAUGGACAAGUCACGCACGGCUGCUCAGGUCUUACUCGCGGAAUCAUGAAAGUCGCUGUGAGGAUCUUAUGCGUGGUUUCUUUCGUUCUUCUGGCGAUCUUGAUUCCGCAGUUCGACACGAUCAUGAGCUUGCUCGGCGCGAUUGCUUGCUUUACGAUCUGUUUGAUUCUGCCUUGUGCAUUCCACCUGAAGCUAUUCGGCAAGGAACUGACGACAAGGCAGAAGACGCUGGAUUGGGCUUUGAUUGUUGUCAGCAGCAUAUUGGCGCUCGUGAGUACGGCGUUUAACUUUGUGCCGAAGGAGAAAUUGGGGAUAUGAUACAACGGGGAGGUUUGAGUGCGCGGCAUCAUUGAACGGCCUGAGCAAGUUUGCGUGUAUUGUUAUGAUUGUUGGUGUUAUGAAGAGGCGGUUGUAUAAUUCAGUUGAAGCGUUCUGAGCACAGCAUGAUGGAAUGAGAUCCGAAUCUCAACGCAUGUCAAUAUGCAAACUGCUGGGCAGGUUGUUUGGA